AAGAUUUUCUGAGACACAGCCAGGUCCCCAUGACGAUGAACCACUUGAGGGAACAAAAAUACACGUAAUUACGCACGCACCCAAACCCAUCCGCCGGGACGAUCGCCAAGGCGAACUCCGGAUGCCGAUACAGAUGUUUGUCCAAGGGUCCAAGAUCGAUAAUGUCCCUAUUAUAACACAAGGCACAUCGACCUUCCCGCCAGGGCUCUUCGCCAACGACAUCUCCGGCCGCGUCACGCCAGUCGGGGCCUUCGACGACCUCGUUGGCUCGAUCGAGUACUUCGUCGGACUGGCCCCCGUCCCCGGUGAACAGAAUCCUACCAUCUUCUCUGAGGCGAAAAUCGUGGAGUUCAAUUCUGGAUGUCCGGAGGUUGCGACGUCGACGGUAUACUUGAAGGUCUCAAGCGUUGAUAUUGCAAACCCUACAGUACCCGUUCAGUUUGUUACGUACCUCAAACAGGUGGCAUUCUGGCGCUUCAAUGAUAAAGGAGAAGUCACUCACUACGACGCCUGGAUCCCAAAUCUCCAGGCAUUCGUCGAAAUGAAUCUCGGAGCACCGCUGUCCAAUCUAGCUGUCCAAGCCGGCUUCAAGCAGGCAAUUUGUGGCCUAGCCAUGCAGCGAUGCGUGGGGCCUAAUGCGCAGUGGAACAGUCCGGAGGAAUGCCUGGGAUUUUUGGAAACAAUCCCCUUCGGUACCUUCGAUUACGCGACUAGCAACACCGUUGCUUGCCGGCAGAUUCAUGUCAUCUUGACUUUAAGUUGUCUAGAUAUUCACUGUGCACAUGUGGGUCCCACGGGUGGCGGCAAGUGCGUUGAUAAGGAUUACAACGCAUUUUACUUUGGGGAUGAAGCCAUCUUUGGAUCACCUGCAGACUCGAUAUUCAUGUGCCCACCAAAGCACGGAAAGAAAUGCGGACACGUUUAG
Ilyonectria robusta is the source of this 925-nucleotide messenger RNA. RefSeq lists its product as uncharacterized. Lineage: Eukaryota; Fungi; Ascomycota; Sordariomycetes; Hypocreales; Nectriaceae. The transcript is spliced from 5 exons. The record is from RefSeq and is a predicted model, not a curated record. The coding region runs from base 122 to 925 and encodes 267 amino acids.